GAAAAAAAUGCUCAAUAUGAGUGUAUUGACAAAUUGAUAAUAUACAACAAUGUGUCUUAUAACAGAUAACCUUAUAAUGCCUCAUCCAAACGUAUUCAAAUCCGUGGUCAUUUAAUUUUGUUUGGGCGGCCGGCUAAACUGACUUUAGUUUAGUAGACGUCGAAAGCUCGAGUUUAGUAGAAUAAUACUGGAGUUAAAAUGUUUACGUGAGAACUUUUUCACAAUGUGGCGUCUUUUGUUUUUUAUUUUCAUUACCAUUAGGACAUGCACGCCACAAAUUCGCUAUGUGGAAACACGGGAUAUAUCUUAUCAAAUAGCUGGUAUUUUUGAGUCGGUAGUGCAGACACAAUGCCGUGCAUUCAACGAGAGCAUGCGCUACAGAAGCCUCGGCGAUUACCGACUCAACCCUAUUCUCCUGAAGCCAUCUAGAACAGACAGCUAUUCCAUUUGGAAAGAAUUAUGCGCUAAUCCGACGAUGAGACCAAUUGCUAUAGUUGGGCCCCUAAAGCCUUAUUCUGACGGAGCCGUCCGAGAUCAAUGUGCAGUAGGAAACAUACCACACAUACAUGCUUCGUGGCAAAUUGAAGAUCCAAAUUUGUACAAAAAUGAAGAUGAAGAAGGCGAAUCUGAAGAUGGAAUCGAAGCUGGUGAGGAAAACGAAGCUGAGAAUGAAAACGAAGCAGAAAAUGAGAACGAAGAAGAAACUCAAGGGGAUGAAACAGAGGAGAAUGCUUUUAAAAAGAUAUCUAUUAAUUUCUACCCUAACUUUGAUGAAAUCUCUUUAGCUUAUGCAAGACUGCUCAAGUACUACGGGUGGGAAAAUUUCGCAGCUCUUUAUGAAGAUGAUGCUGGAUUGUUACGAAUACAAAAGAUCCUUGCUGAACACACUACGAACCAUAUUGUAACAGUGCGCAGAUUGGACCCUGACAAGGAUAACCGUCAUGUAUUCAAGGAGCUAACCAAAUAUCAAGGGAAUCGAAUUUUAAUGGAUUGCGAUGCAAGUAGAAUAAUGAAAUAUAUGAAUGAUUCAAAGGCGUUGAAUAUGGUUAAUCAUUAUCAGCAUUACAUACUGGUGACAAUAGAAGCGUACAUAGUUGCUGAGCAAUUGACAGAGUUCAACUCAAACAUCACUUGGCUGAGUCUCUCAAAUUACGAUACACUGCGGAACGCCCAGCACUAUCUCGCGUCAAGGGUUGGCAGUUGGAGCUAUCCGGCUACUAGCUCUCCCCUAGUUACCAGCUUCACGACUGGGGACCUCAUAAUGGAUGAUAUUGCAAACCAUUUGUUGAAAGCGCUUCAAUCCAUAGAUAGUUCAAUACAAAAACCUAGAAACAGUAUCUGCGAUCCCGAUAGCGAUCCUUGGCGUCACGGUGCUUUAUUCCAGAAAGCCAUAUUACAGACAAAUUCUAGUGGUGUUACCGGUACCAUUACAUUCGAUGAAUUUGGGAGGCGUUCUAACUAUACUUUGUAUGUGAACGAGAUAUAUAUCUCUAAACGACAAACUAUAGGCACAUGGCAUUCAACAAAUGGAACAGAAAUACAAGAAAACAGACCUUCUGGUGACAAUCAAGUAUCCAACCAACACAGUAAACAUUUUAUUGUAAUAUCAAGAAAAGCGAAACCUUACUUUUAUGACAAGCAAAAAUGUGAGGGAGAUGAUUGUGAAGAGGACGAUGGUGAAAAAUAUGAAGGUUUCUCUGUCGAUCUGGUGAAACAUAUAUUUGCUAUACUCAAAGAAGAGAAUUUCAAUUACACUUAUUCCUUCCUGCAUGAAGAAGACAAAUUGUGGGGAAAGUUAGAUCCAAAAACUAAGAAAUGGAACGGUCUCAUUGGGGAUUUGCUAGAUCAAAAAGCUGAUCUAGCAGUUUGUGAUUUAACAAUAACCGAGGAGCGAAAAAAGGUUGUUGACUUUUCGGUGCCGUUCAUGUCGCUUGGCAUCAGUAUUUUGUAUACUCAGAAAAAAGAACCAGAACCAGAACUGUUCGCCUUCCUCAAUCCCUAUGCUUUUGACGUCUGGAUACACACGGCGACAGCGUAUUGUGUGGUAUCAAUAGUACUAUUCGUGUGUGCAAGAAUAUCGCCAGCUGAUUGGGAAAACCCCCAACCAUGUGACAAGGACCCUGAAGAGUUGGAAAACAUUUGGAACUUCAAGAAUUGUACCUGGCUCACAAUGGGAUCUAUUAUGACACAAGGAUGUGAUAUUUUGCCAAAGGCAUUGGGCUCUCGGUGGGUAUGCGGUAUGUGGUGGUUCUUCGCUAUGAUAGUAUGUCAGACUUAUAUUGCCCAACUAUCGGCGUCCAUGACGUCGGCACUGGAGGAAGAACCAAUAAAUAGUGUAGAAGACUUGGCAAAACAAAGCAAAAUUCUCUAUGGAGCCAUAGGUACAGGUUCAACUUUAGAAUUUUUUAAGGGCUCAAAAGAUAAAAUGUAUACGAAGAUUUACGAAACCAUGAUGGCGAAUCCUGUAGUUUUGGUAAAUACCAAUGAUGAAGGCGAAAAAAGAGUUCUCAAUGGAAAGAAUAAGUAUGCCUUUUUCAUGGAAUCUUGCACCAUAGACUACAAAUUGAAAAGAAACUGUGAUCUUACCAAAGUAGGUGGUGAAUUAGACUCGAAGGAUUACGGCAUCGCUAUGCCUGCCAACUCCCCUUUCAGAAGUCACAUAAAUAAAGCUAUUUUAAAACUUAAAGAACAUACUAUACUCGACGAAAUAAAAACAAAAUGGUGGGACAAAAAAUACGGUGCUAUAGAAUGUCCGCCCAAGACGGACGACAGCAGUGUUGAGGGCUCUCUUGGGAUGGAAAACCUUUUCGGCGCCUUUCUGGUGCUCAUAGUCGGUCAGGUGUUUUGCCUCUUCAUCACAGCUGUUGAAUUCCUAAAUGAAUGCCGUAAUAUCGUAGUGAGAGAACAGGUCACACACAAAGAAGUCAUCAUUAAAGAGUUAAAAGCAUCAUUGAACUUUCUUCAACUCCAAAAGCCUGUAUUACGGAAUCCGAGCAGAGCGCCAUCUAUUGUCCCUUCCACGGAGUCGGAGAAAAAACAAGACAAUCGCGCUACAGCUAUUGAAAACUUUCUUGAUUUUGAGAAAAUUAUUCAAUAAAUAUUAUUAUGAUUAUUUCUAGUGAAAUUUUUGUUGUUUUAUUAAAUAAUAAAAAAAGCAAUAAAGUGUUUAUUAUUAUUAUUAUCCUAACUAUCUAUACUAAUAGAUAUUAUAAAGAGGCAGGAGUUUUAUGUGUGUAACAAAUAACUCUCAAACCUGAAUUGAUUUCGAAAAUUCAUUCACUAUAAGGUAGCUACAUUAUUUAUUAUAUUUUUAAGCAUUAAUCUCAAGAUAUUGAUUAAUCUGCUCGAUUUAUAAAUCUAAAGAAAACUUUUACUUGAAAAAAAUCCAUUCUUUCCUGUUUGUGUUUUUCCUUAUAACUACAUUAUAUCCGAGUGUCAUAGGCUUAUAUUCUAUCCCGUUAAAAUAAAUUUCGCCAGUGCAAAGUUGGAGCGGAUCACUAGUAUAAUAUAAUAUUAUACUCGUAGAUGCGAAAGUGAGUUUGUUUGUUACGCUUCCGCGCCCGAAUAGCUCAAUCGAUUAUGAUGAAUUUCCCUAGAGAAAUAGAUGGGACCUUGGUUCUAAG
Messenger RNA from Chilo suppressalis (striped riceborer), 3623 nucleotides. NCBI's taxonomy places the organism in Eukaryota, Metazoa, Arthropoda, Insecta, Lepidoptera, Crambidae. The record is from the annotation of a GenBank genome assembly.